Stylophora pistillata is the source of this 2193-nucleotide messenger RNA. Its product is annotated as decapping and exoribonuclease protein. Lineage: Eukaryota; Metazoa; Cnidaria; Anthozoa; Scleractinia; Pocilloporidae. The record is from RefSeq and is a predicted model, not a curated record. Gene Ontology annotation, molecular function: mRNA 5'-diphosphatase activity. Gene Ontology annotation, biological process: nuclear-transcribed mRNA catabolic process; NAD-cap decapping. Gene Ontology annotation, cellular component: cytosol; nucleus.
AGGAAAUUAAAAAAAUGUUUAGAGCGGCAAAUUCUCAGAAUUUAACGCUCAUAAACAUACAAAAUGUCGUCUAUAGGAUCGAAGAAUCGUUUGGAACCCUUUUUUGUUUCAUCUUGGAGGCCACACUCUAACCAACCAGUGCGAUACGGUCAUAGCGAAUUAGGUUACUUUUCCAUAGACGAAGAAAGGCACUUCUUAUCAAACAAAUGUAAACUUGGAACGUUGCAACUGCCACGGGACUCUGAUAGCCUUGACAUAGAUUUAAACGUGGGAUUUGAGCAAUGGAGAGAGCUCCCAAAUGUUCAGCAACAUCUAGAUUCCAUGCUGCAAUGGAUUCUACUAAACAAAAAAUUGUUGACGAGAACGGGUGACUUCCGUUCGAGCAAGGAUGGUGCCAGACUGGAUGUGGACUUUGUCACAUCGCGUGGUAAUCUAGCCCGUACCCUUGACAUUCAAAACGGAAAAGAUGGCAAAGGCCGAAAAUGGACUCUUUUGGCUACUAGAUACAGAGGAACAGUUUACCUGAGCCACAUCGAAGACAAUCGAGACGAAGAAAUGUCAUCCUUUGCUCGAAGAAUUUGUUACUGGGGGAAAAGGUUUGAGGUGGAAGUUACUGCACCCCCAGGACAAGACUCACUCCUGGGCUAUUCGCGUGGAAACGAAGAGGAACGAUACGGUCCCAUGAAAGCUUACCCAGGGUUCUUUUCAGUCGUAAGAUUUCAAUUGGAAGGCCAUAAGAUUGUGCUAAGAGCUGAAAUUGAUGCCCAAACGCAAGUUCUGGAUGAGCUUCAAAUUCCAGACUACGUUGAACUCAAAGUUGCGACCGAAACCAUCGUGCGGGCUCCUUGGGCCUUCAAACGAAAGAGAUUGGUACCCUGGUGGUGUCAAUCAAUCGUUUCAGGAACGCCUCUUAUUGUGUACGGUAUCCGAGACUACGAUGGUCACGUGAAACGCAUCCGGCAGGUGAGAACUGACGAGAUACCUGAUCACGUGGGACAUGAAAAUCUUGAUAAAGAAAGAUGUUUGCUGUUCUUGAGUGAUGUGCUGUCUUGGAUGAAAGACAUCGUGUUAGAAGAGGACGUUACGGAAGUCUACGCCUUUCAAUGGGAUCCGAACACACCUGCUAAUAGCGUGACGGUGAACGUACUGCGUGACGCAGAGGGUGGAUUCUUACCUGACUGGUACUUCAAUGAGAUGGAAGAUUAUUUUGCGAGUCUUAAUCACCAACGACGAAGCAAAGGUCAGAAAAGAAAAAUGGAAGACGGAAGGCAAGAUUUAGAUCGAAAUGGAGGAAUAAAGGAUAUGCGCAAACAGCUUGAAGAAUCUUGGCCGAGAUCGGCAGACUCUGGAAAGUCGAAACCUCAAGAGAAACUGCAUUGUGGGGAAUCGUCCCAACCCAGAUCGCGGAGGUUUUAUGACGACAGCGACCGCGAUCGCGCGAGAGCAACGCAUGUAUUUCACGACGCACCUCAUAAGGGGCACCGCCCACAAAGAGAAUUGUCGCAAAGGGGAGAAUUCGAAAGACAACUCCCCCUUCGUCACACUUCAAGCGCAGCGUAUGGAAAUGAUACAGGGCGUGCCGUAGGAACAGAGACGCAACUUGAGUUUGGCAAAACUAGCACUCGUGGUGAUCACCGGCCUUCAUCGCGGCAGUUUCAUAAGAGUGAUAGGGAACAAACUGAAAAUUCGAGAAGAUGUGAAAGACACCGUCGAGAGGGGGAAGAUCAAAGACCGCCACGGGCGCGCUCGGUUACGUCGCCCUGUAUAGAAACACGUUCCCGUAGAUUGGGCGAUAAAAGUCAUCCUUUUGCUGAUGCUGAACGAAUAUCAGAACAGUCAAGAGUUAAACGAGCCAAGCGAGAUCCACAUAAUCGAGGUUUCAGAAGAUUUUAAUUUUCAUACCGAAUCUUCUGAAAAGAACAGUGACAUCGAAAUCCAGUUACUUGUAAAUGAUCUUCCAAAAAAAAAAAGGAAAAAACGAAAAAAAAGGGGAGAACAGCACGCGAGGAAAUGCAAGAUAAUGAUCAUCAGAAAGCAAAUUUUUAGUGCAUUUAAAGUUUUCACUUUGAAUGAUAUAUUAUAUCAAUUUAUAUAUAUAUAUGAGUGUAUUUAUAUAUAAGAAGGAACAACUUUGCUAAAUCACUGCGAUAGCAGGUGUACGUGAAUAUGGUUAUCAAAAUGCUUUUGUGUUAA